Brugia malayi is the source of this 1539-nucleotide messenger RNA. RefSeq lists its product as uncharacterized. The transcript is spliced from 10 exons. The coding region runs from base 1 to 1539 and encodes 512 amino acids. The record is from RefSeq and is a predicted model, not a curated record. Lineage: Eukaryota; Metazoa; Nematoda; Chromadorea; Rhabditida; Onchocercidae. Gene Ontology annotation, cellular component: catalytic step 2 spliceosome.
AUGGCUACCCCGGAGUUCGGGACACCAACAUCUUUUGAUGAUGUUGACAGAGCAGUAUCUGUGUCAGCCGAGAAGUUGCAGGGCUCAAAAGUAGUAGUUCUGGGAGCAAAAAAGUUGGAGACAGGGAAAGAAGUUCGUGUUGUAUUGCCAGAAGAAAAGUACCUUGGACGUCUUCAAGAAAUUAUUGUGAGGGAUUACUUCCCUGAACUGCCGAAAUUGAAAGCUCAGAAGGAAUAUUUGGAUGCAGUUGCAGCUAAUGAUUUAAUUAAGAUUCGUGAGUUGCAACUGCGUUACAGCACAAAACGUACUAUUCGGCGCACCUCGCCCAUUAUUGCAACUACUAGCCCGGCUGUAUUUGAUCCCAAUACACCUGGGCCUAGCGCCUCUUAUGCUGAACCAAGAGUUGGGAAAAGUGAAAAAGGAAGCCCCGCAAAGAAGAAAAAGAAAGAUGAAAAUCUUACGGUUGAUACUUAUUUAAAUAAGUUCACCUCUGAGGAUAAUGCAUCAUUCGAAGAGCUUGCACUGUUACAUAAAAAAAAAGAACAGAUCCGUAACGCGUGGAUGUAUGAAGCAGAAAAGAAGCAUAACCAAGAAUUGAUUACCCGAGGAAAUGAAUUAAUGAAGGCUGCUGAUGAACAAAUCAUGAUCUCUUUGGCUGCUGGAGCUGCCUCAGCAAAGCCUAAAGAACUUGAUAACUGGUCUUAUAAGGCGCGAAAUAUUGUGCAUUUCCACCCUGAAGAGGCACCGUUAACACUGGAGGAACAUCUUCAAAGACAGAAAGCAAAUCAAAGAAUCAUAAACAAAAUCGCUACUCGUUUUUCAGAAGAAGUCAACAAGGAGAAAAGACAGGUCACUGCAGUUAAGGGAAUGCUUCAACAGACGGUAAUGAAUGCAGGGAAGGUGGAUAUAACAGGGCGUGAAGCGGGUUCUAAGACGGGUAUAGUGGAACUAAUUGCUACCCCAUUACUAACUCCAGGUGUCGACGAAUCACCAUUUAUGACAUGGGGUGAAAUCGAAGGGACACCAUUUCGACUUGAUGCUUCAGAUAUGGCUACUCCAACUUCAGCCCCCGCUUUUAAGAUUCCCGAAGUACCUGUUAGGGAAAAAAUAGCUCAAAGUAUAGCUGAAACAAUUGCGAAACGUUACCAUGACAAACGGAAAAUUGCUAUACGACAAGUGGAAAAACAUCACGCGAAAACACCCAGCUUCGGUUCUAUUCGUACUUCUGAAAAGCUUACUACGAUGUCUCCUGCUGCAAGACGUCUUGCGGCGCAUGGACUUGGAAUUCGACUGAGUUCGGAUAGGGAAUUAAAAAUGAGUUUCAACUGCACACCUUCACGGUCGAGGACAUCACAUUCCAUAUCUUCGACUGGUACUCCAGGUUCACAGCUAUUAAGAAAAACACCAAGGAGAAAUAUAGAAGGCGUUAUCAGUCAUGCAAGUGCUAAUUCAUCCAUAACUGAUAAUUUGCUCAGUUUCGGACAGUCAAGUACUGAUGCUAUGAAAAAAAUCCGACCAUCCGCAGUUGAUUUCUUCUAA